Gordionus sp. m RMFG-2023 is the source of this 1572-nucleotide messenger RNA. RefSeq names its product endothelin-converting enzyme homolog. The coding region runs from base 1 to 1572 and encodes 523 amino acids. The record is from RefSeq and is a predicted model, not a curated record. Lineage: Eukaryota; Metazoa; Nematomorpha; Gordioida; Chordodea; Parachordodidae. Gene Ontology annotation, molecular function: metalloendopeptidase activity. The transcript is spliced from 9 exons. Gene Ontology annotation, cellular component: plasma membrane. Gene Ontology annotation, biological process: protein processing.
AUGACGAUAUUACUGCCCUUCCCCACCCCAAAUUCUAUCUACGCCCUAUUGACUAUCAAGGAUAACAAAACUAACUCCCUUACAAUUUUAAACGAAUUUAUAAAUCUGAAGAGUUUUGACAUGAUUCAAUUAACCUCCUGGAUGAAUCAAAGUAUGGAUCCGUGCACAGAUUUUUACGAAUUCGCCUGCGGUGGUUACAUCCAAAAAACUUCCAUUCCAAGCGGUUAUAAUCGAUGGGAUCAAAUAAGCGCAAUUUCAGAAUCGAUACUUUUAACUAUAAAAGAUAUAUUAGGUGAUUAUUCAUCAUCAAAAGGGAACAACAAAUGGUUGGGUAGAGAAAUAAUAAUGUCAGAAUUAUCUUGUGUUAGAAUUAGCAAUAACAAAAAUCCUCAUACAAAAUACGAAGCAAGGGCCGAGAGAUUGGCCAAGACAUAUUACGAUUCUUGUAUGGAUAAGAAUAUUAUUAGAGAAAAAUUGGGAGGAAAGCCAUUAACCGAUCUAUUAGACCUAUAUGGAGGUUGGGAUGUGCUGAACGUGGAUAACAAGCCUUCCCCAUUCAUAGAUGAAUCUUCCAACUUAAAGAAAGACCCCAAAAACUCCUCCAAAUACAUACUCUGCAUCUAUCCAGGCCAAGUCGCUCCCCCAUACGAUGAUGAUUACGAGGGCAAUGCCACCUUCAUUAACCUAAAACGUUACGACGCUUAUUUAAAGUACAUGUUAAACGUUGGAAAUUUGGUGGUAACUAGUUCUGGGUUUCCUAAAGAGAGAAGACUCAAUCAACACGAUAGUAAUCUAACUCGCUACACUUUGGGCCGCGAAGAACAUCGCCAAACGCCGAUAAAUAAUCAACUUAAAACCGUUAUGUCGAACGUGCUGAAAUUUGAGGGGCAUCUAUCUAACAUUACUCCAUCUUCUAUGGAUUUGGAAACUAUUGACGAGUCGAAUUACGUCCUAAUGUCGUUAAAAGAGUUGGACAACAAUUUUGAUUUCAUGAAUUGGACAAAAUAUAUAAAUCAAUAUUUCGAAGUUCACAACAUAUCCAUGCCAACCAACCAAGUAUUUUGGGUCACAUCCAUCUCUUACAUGGAGAAGAUGAAUAGCUUAAUCAAGCGUAGCUUAAAUGAAAUGGGCAUAUCUAGAGUUUUGCAUGAUUACAUCAUGUGGCACAAUGUAAAACCUCUCACACCUUAUUUGUCCAAAAAGUUCGGUGAUGCCGUUAACCCAGUUCUCAAGGCGCAUAAUAUAAAAAAUUAUGAAAAAAUACCGGCUUGGAAGAAAUGUUUAGAGAAUUUUCCCACCUUUAUGAAAUUCCCACUCAGUUCCCUCUACCUGAAAUCCAAUUUUGAUUCUUCGGAUAAAAUUAAGGUGGAAGGAAUUGUUGAUUCGUUGAAAAUGUCUUAUAAAGAUGCUUUUCGGAAUCUUGAUUGGAUGGAUGAAACUACGAAGAGUAGAUCUAUGGAAAAAGUAGAUGCGAUAAAUGUCAAAAUUGGUUAUCCGGAAUACAUCGUGGAUUCCAAAGAACUGGACAAAGAUUACGAAGGAGUUGAACACAAAAUAAAUAUAAUGGCAUAA